Nycticebus coucang (slow loris) is the source of this 1734-nucleotide messenger RNA. RefSeq names its product zinc finger protein 248-like. Gene Ontology annotation, biological process: regulation of DNA-templated transcription. The record is from RefSeq and is a predicted model, not a curated record. NCBI's taxonomy places the organism in Eukaryota, Metazoa, Chordata, Mammalia, Primates, Lorisidae.
AAAUCCCAGGAACGAGUGUCAUUCAAGGACGUAUGUGUGGACUUCACCCAGGAAGAGUGGUCUCUUCUGGAUUCUACUCAGAAGGUACUAUACAGAGAUGUAAUCCUGGAAAAUUACGGCAACCUUGUCUCCGUAGGGCAUUGUGUUACUAAGCCAGAAGUGAUCUUCAAGAUAGAGCAAGGAGAAGAGCCCUGGAUCUUAGAGAAAGGAUUCCCAAGCCAGUGCUACCCAGAAAGGAAAUGGAAACUUGAUGACCUGUUAGAGAGCAGCCAGGAAAAUCAAGAUGAACAUUUUUGGGAGCGUAUAUUCACCAGUGACAAGAUAGUAAGCAUAGAAAGUGGUGAUACAGGAAGGAAAACUUUCAAUUUCUGCACGGACUCUGUUUCUUCAAGAAAUUUUCCUUAUCAAAUAUGUGACUCAUGUGAAAUGAGUUUAAAAAACACUUCAGGCUUGAUUAUUAGUAGAAAGAACUAUUCCAGAAAGAAGCCUGAUAGAUUUAAUGUAUGUGAGAAAUUGCUCCUUAAUUUUAGGGAUGAGAAAAUUCCUAUUGGUGAGAAAUCUUACAAAUAUGAUCAAAAAAAGAAUGUCUUUAAUCAUCACCAGGAUCUUUCUCAGUCAAUUUUUGACCAUUCUUUUGGGUAUAAUGAAAAUGGACAAAGCCUCACUGAGGAGGCAUCCUUUUUUACAAAUAAGAGAUCUCAGAUAGGAGAGACAUUCUGUAAAUACAAUGAAUGUGGAAGAACCUUCAUUGAAAGUUUAAAGUUCAACUUAUCUCAGAGAGCUCAUUUAGAAGUGGAGCCAUAUGAAUGCGAUAUUUGUGGGAAGUCCUUCUGUAUGGAUUUAAGAUUUGAACAUGAGAGAGGUCUUACAGGGAUCAGUCCUUAUGAGUAUAAUCAAUAUGGGGAAAUCUUCUGUGGCAAUUCAGCUUUCGUUAUCCAUCAGGGAGCUUACACAAAGAAGAUUCCCAAUGAAUAUAAAGUGAGUGACAAAACUUGGGGAAAGUCAACUCUCUUUAAACAUCAGUUAGUACACAUGGGGGAAAAACCGUAUAAUUACAAUGAAAAUAGGAAUAAUUUUAGUAAGAAAUCACAUCUCACUCAGCUUCGGAGAGGUCACUUAGGAGAAAAGACCUUUGAAUGUGGUGAAUGUGGGAAAACCUUUUGGGAGAAGUCAAACCUCACUCAGCAUCAGAGAACACACACAGGAGAGAAGCCCUAUGAAUGUACUGAAUGUGGAAAAGCCUUUUGCCAGAAACCACACCUUAUCAACCAUCAGUGAACACACACAGGAGAAAAACCUUAUGAAUGUAAGCAAUGCGGAAAAACAUUCUGUGUGAAGUUGAACCUCACUGAACACCAGAGAACACACACAGGGGAGAAACCUUAUGAAUGUAAUGCAUGUGGAAAAUCCUUCUGCCACAGAUCAGCCCUAACUGUCCAUCAGAGAACACACACAGGGGAAAAACCUUUUAUAUGUAGUGAAUGUGGAAAAUCCUUUUGUGUGAAGUCAAAUCUCAUUGUACAUCAAAGAACUCACACAGGGGAAAAACCCUAUAAAUGUAAUGAAUGUGGGAAAACCUUCUGUGAAAAAUCAGCUCUCACUAAACAUGAGAGAACUCACACAGGAGAGAAGCCCUAUGAGUGUGAUACAUGUGGGAAGACCUUUAGUCAGAGCUCAGUACUCACCAAACAUCAAAGAAUUCAUGCAAGGGUGAAAGCUCUUUCUAUAUCCUGA